UACUCAACAGUGCUGUCGACAGUGGAAAGUCAAGGAAUUUUGGCUUUAGCCUCUCCAGUGUGGGAGACGGAAUAUCCUCAAUCAGAUCCGUUGGUUGAGAUUCGGUGUCGUUGUCCAGCGUCACGAUGCAACGAGAGAUUGCUCGUAUUUGCCUUUUGUGCUAAAUCCGGAGAAGCAGCCGUAAUAUUGUCCAUCACUGACGCGGGCUGACAAGGUGUGAAGGAUUGCUGUCAUGACUGGAGCUGAGACUGAGGAUGAUAUUCCUUUAGGAGAAAGGAAAACGGUCACAGAUUUUUGCUAUCUCUUGGACAAAUCAAAACAACUUUUCAAUGGACUAAGAGACCUUCCUCAGUACGGACACAAGCAGUGGCAGUCCUACUUUGGGCGGACUUUUGACGUUUACACCAAGCUGUGGAAAUUUCAGCAGCAGCACAGGCAGGUUCUUGACAGCCGCUAUGGCUUGAAGAGAUGGCAAAUUGGGGAAGUUGCAUCCAAAAUUGGACAGCUGUACUACCACUAUUACCUGCGUACAUCUGAAACAAGUUACCUGAAUGAGGCAUUUUCUUUCUACUCGGCCAUCCGCCAGCGGUCCUACUACUAUCAGGUCAACAAAGAGGACAGGCCAGAAUUAGUUGUGAAGAAGCUUCGAUAUUAUGCCCGCUAUAUAGUGGUCUGUUUACUGCUCAACAAGAUGGACCUAGUUAAAGUUUUGGUCAAGGAGUUAUCUGAAGAAAUCGAAGAUUAUACGCAACGAUUCAAUACUGAGGAUCAGUUGGAAUGGAACUUGGUUUUACAGGAGGUGGCGUCUUUUGUUGAGGCUGACCCAGUGGUACUACUGAAUGACAACAAUUCUGUCACUGUCAUCAGCUAUCGCCUCCAGGAGGGAAGUGUGCCCCCCCUGGAACAAGGCAUGGUGGUUGGACAGCUGGUCCUUGCAGAUGCACUAAUCAUUGGCAACUCCAACAGCCAGGUUAAGUUCAGUGAAUUGACUAUUGACAUGUUCCGUAUGCUUCAAGCUUUGGAGAGGGAACCAGGGAACCUUGCUGUACAGACACCGAAACAAGGAAUCUUGGAGCCCAAUGAGAAGCCAGCAAAAAGGGAAAACCCUCACAAGUAUCUACUGUAUAAACCCACCUUCAGCCAGCUUUUUACUUUCUUGUCUGCCUCCUUUAAAGAAUUGCCAGCAAACAGUGUUCUGCUAGUCUAUCUAUCAGCAACUGGAGUCUUCCCAGCUUUAAAUUCAGAAUAUGAUGGACCAUAUGAUUUUGGAGGGGUUCUCACAAAUUCAAAUCGAGAUAUUGUGAACGGAGAGGUGAUCCAGAAGAGAAAUCAGUCCCAGAAAGACAUGCACUGCCUCCAUCCCGGUGACCUGCUCCCUUUUACUCGGAAGCCACUUUUUAUUAUAGUGGAUUCCACAAACAGCUCAGCCUUUAAGAAUUUCACAAAUAUGUUUGGUCAGCCAUUGGUGUGCCUACUAUCUCCUAAAGUAUAUCCCAAGACUAUACAAGAUCAGUCUCAGCGUGGGAGUCUCUUCACCCUUUUCCUCUACAGCCCACUCUUGGCUUUCUUCUCUGUGUGUGGCUUAAACAGCGUGAGACGAGGACUUUGGGAGAGUGCUCAAGAAUUUCUUCACAAAGUGGAUCAUGACAUCGGGCAAAUGAUAACACGAUCACAAACCAUAGAUCAGGCUUUUUUGCAGUUUUUUGGUGAUGAAUUCCUUCGACUGCUGCUGAUUCGUUUUGUGUUUUGUUCAGCUACACUGAGACUGCACAAAGUCUUUCGGGAUGCACAGAGCUUUCCCGAGUCAUACCCCGAGCUCCCGAAACAGGACACGGUGGAGAGCAGUGUUCUGCAAAAGCAUAUUUUGAAGAUGGCAGCCAUGUUGGAUGUACAGAGCCUCUUUUUGGAUCAUUCAGUGGACGUCUACUAAAGUCUUUAACCAGGACCAAAUUCCAUAUAUAUACAUACAGCAUUUGUAGCAUUUUUGUUAUUUAUUUUUAUGUUGACAAUUCAUUCUCCUAUACGUUUCUUCACAUCCUGCAUUUUAUUGUUUCUCGCUAAAAUGCGACAGCACAAGAGAAGUUCAAUUAGAAAUGAUCAGCCGUACAUAUAACCCAUUUUGUUUAGGCUUAAUAACAUCUCACUUCGUCUUACAUAUGCAAAGAAUUACUCCUAAAGGGACUGUAUGCAGCUCGCUCCAAAUUACGUUUUUUUGAAACCUAAAAAAUGUUGGUGACCCCCACCUACGGCCUGCACGUGUUACCAGUAGUUUAAAAGAACAGACUGAACAGAAACACUGUAAAUUGUAUUUAUCACAAUAUUUUCAGCCAGCCCAAAUCAAAUAUCUGCCGCUCUCGGCUGUUGGUAAUUACGUCCGUGUUCAUGGCGCGUGCACAGAUGCGGUCUCAGAGAAGAAGCAACCAACAAGUUGGAGGCAUUGUGUAUUUACGGAAAAACAUGCAAAACAUUCAAUGAUGGUUAACAUUAGUAAUGAAACUUUGCCAAAUUGCAAUUUAUUUUUUGUUUAGAUGGAUUUCAAGAGCUAUAAUACUAUUAGAAAGCUUGUAGUUUUUACACGUGUACGUUGUUUUGUUUCAUGAUAUCAUUUGUUUAUUCCCACUUUGUUCGGUGUUCCUUCAACGCACCAUAGCUGUGUCAAAAUUUCUCAGAUGCUACCACAAAAAAUUCAAUUUUUCCCGUUCUUUCAUUUCAUCGUUGUUCCCAAAUGCUGACGCAUAUAAAGGUGAGCUUUGGUGAUCUGUCUUGAGCGCCCGUGUCCGUAUUUACUCAUAUUUACUUAUUUACUCAUCAUCAGAAAACGAUGUGAUAGUCUUCUUUGUGCAACCCCCCCAGGCUCAUACCAGUGGGGGGGGUCUGUAUUCAUGAUGUUGUCGGACGCCACUUCUCUGACUUUUGUUCAGUGUAGUUUGACAAGAUAUAACGCACAGCGCUUUUAAUGUGUGUUGUUGGCAGUCCUUCCUUUGUGUUAAUAAUCAGUGGUUUACUGGUAGAACAGUAGCAUUACAUCACCUUACCUAACCCCGUUUCCCACCCGGUCCACAAGAGCCUUGUUGGAAUGCAAAUCGGCCCACGGACCAAAAAAGGUUGGGGACCACUACUCUAGGCGACUGAAGAAACCCGCUGCAUACAGUCCCCAUUUUAAAGUGGCCAUGACACCAAAACAUGGUUAAAAGGGACUUUUCUGAAUCGCACCCAUAUUUGGCUGUGACGUCAUGCCGAGGACUCUUCCCGGCAAUCAGACUCAUAAAAACACAGCAAAACAAAAAAAUAUAUAUAUAUAUAAAUCACACAAAAAUGCACUGCAACAAUCUGAUAAUAUGUUGGUGUCUUGAGCACUUUGAAGUCUGAAGUAACCGUUUAUCACCAAUAACUAUAAUGGUCAACCCACCAGGCUCAUGAAAAUAAAGAGAAGCAAUGUCUCCAGGAUCUGGAGCUAGGGAUUCUCUAAUAGUACUAAUCCUAACUAUUAAGUCUUAAAUUAACUAAACUAGAACUGGCACCCGGCUAGAAUCUAGAGUAGUGAAUAAAUAUAAAUAAUAGCAUAUUUGAAAUGUUUAUACUAUUUAUUAAAGGCAUGUGUGUCCACAUGAUAGAAAUGUUCCUCUUGUGUUUAGUUUCCUAGUCAGGUUGCAUACCUGACUUGGACAAAGUCACUUGCACAAAGGUUGGAUGGAGGAAACUGGACUCUUUGUUUGUUGGAGAUAUUUCACCUCUAAUCCAAAAAAGGCUUCUUCAGGUGUGGAGUUUCCAACUCAGGUGGGUGUGGUCACAAUAGGGACCUGGCUGGCAGCAAUAGGUCGCACACCAGCCUGGUGGCAAAUCGUGGCCACUCUUCCUGUGGAAUGAGACAAUCUUUGGGGGAGAGAUGUUAAGGUGGUGCAGGCUAAUUCCUGCAAGUUGUUGUGGGCAGAAGAAGGUUUUCCACUGCUGGCCUCAUCAGGAAAAAUGAAGGGAUAGGAAAGGGCCGCUUUGAUUUUUUGGUAUGCGAAGAAGUGAUUUCCAGCUUUGUAGAACACAUAGGAGAUCGGGAAGAUCUGGGUUCGAAUCUCCGCUUGGGCAUCUCUACUCCGGUUUCCUAACAUGCAUGCUAGCUUAAUUGGCGACUACAAAUUGUCCAUAGGUAUGAAUGUGAGUGUGAAUGGUUGUUUGUCUAUAUGUGCCCUGUGAUUGGCUGUACCCUGCCUCUCACUCAAAGACAGCUGGGAUAGGCUCCAGCAUACCCGUGACCUUUGAGGAUAAGCGGCAUAGAAAAAGGAUGGAUAGAUGGAUGGGCUUUGCAAUUAAGGUGAAAAAGAGUACAAUGAGCCCAAACAUACUGUAGGUCUGCUUUUUCAUAAUUUUUGCUGUUAUUUUUUCUAUUUUCCAAAUAUUUUCUUAAAUAAUCUUCAUAAAUGUUCUUCUUUUAAAAUUAUGACUUUAUUCCUAUAAUAUUUUGACUUCAUUCCCAUAUUGACUCUUUCCCCCAAACUAAGUUUCCAGAAAUUAACUUUUGCACUUUAUUGUUCACUGUAUUCAAUUACAAUUGCAUCAACCCCAGCCUUGCAUCAAUCUCCUAACAUCUGGCCCCCCCCGCCCCCAAAGAUUGUAAUGAUCUGUUUAGCCACCAGACCCACGAACAAGCAGUUGUUACGCAGGGCAGUCGCUCAGCAGCUACGCUGUGCCACAGGGGUGCCACCCCCAGAGAACACACACACACACCAGCGACCUCAAUAGGUAGACUCCACACCUAAAAUGUUCAAUAAUGUGAAAACUGUGAAAUGUACAGAAGGUGAAACGUCUUCAACAAAGAAGAAGAGUCCAGUGCCCCCCCCCCCCCCCCCCCUCCAUCAGUCUUUCUUGAAAGGCAUUUCCAAUUCCAUUCCAACUUUAUAUUACGUAAUUGUUUUUAACCGUGAUCAUUUUUGUGAACAACUUGAAUUUAUUCCUGGAAGUCGCUCACCAACUUUUGAAUUUUGAUGUAUAAUGUAGUUAAUAUCUCGCCAACAUUUCAGAACAUUUUUCCAGUAUGUGCUAAAUAUAUAUAUAUAAUGUACUGGCAUGAAUAGAAGACAACCCUACAUAUAAGACCCAACCUCUUUUUCCAAAACCUGUUUAUGGGGAAAUCAUUUUGAAGACCGUGAAAAGUCAUCAUAUUUUAUGACUCAUACUCGACAGUUGUUGAUCGAUCACUAUUAUCGUAAAAUUUGCAUCGCAAUGCCUUCCUUCUUGUUUGCUAAGGGUGCGUUCACCUUGCUGUGCUCGCACGGUUCAUUUGGUCCAGUGUGAACGCAGUCCACUCCACCCUGGUGUGUACCAACCUAGCGUGCAAGUCCACAUGGAUACGGUGCGGUUCACUUUGCAGCCAGAGAGCACCUCCAUAAGAGAAAACGUGUGUACAUGUAUACACCUCGAGACCUCCAAUAUAAGACGACCAGGCUUUGUCACAUUGUUUUCUAGGGAAAAAAAAUACCUUCUUAUAUUCGCGGUAAUGUAUUUAAAUUUUCACUUUUAUAUAGAUGAGAAGAAUAUGAUACAUUUCUGUGCAUGUUUUGUUGUUUUUCCACUUUUGGGCAGGACCCUUCAUGAGUGCCUGCACAACUCACAGCCAUUUUUGACAUUUUAUGUUCUGUGAUUACCACAGUGAAAGUGAAGCACAAUUCAAAUGAAAUGUAGACUCUGACAAGUAUGUUAAGUUUAAGAACAAUCAUUUUUGUAUGUUUAGAACAUGUGAAUAGAUGGUGUUUUCUCUAGUGAUACUUUCCGGGAUUAAUGUUAAUAACUGGACCAUGAGCAUGAACGUGUCACUUGUUGUAACAUAAUUAAAACAAAGGAAUCUAAAUUGACCUUUAGGGUCACAUUGAUACUGUUUAAACCGAACCACCUAGUUUUAUUUGUGUGUUAUUGUAUUGUUACAAAGCUUCGCAAUUUGUGUUGUCUUAGCAAAACACGCGGGGUGUCCACAAAGUCUCUUUACAAACAUGUAUUAUAGUGUUGAAUUUCACGCAUUCACGCUCAUCAUGUUUUGAACACGGCCUAUUAGUAGUAAAAAAAAUGCAUAUAUAAGCAAAACAACUUUUUCAAGCAUAGAAAUGGCCAAACAUAUGGCAUUCCGGAGCAAUCAUAUAUAGUAUUCUACAUUUUGUAAUACUUCCCACUUAUGUGUCUAUUCAUGUGCUGUUGUAAGGAAUGUGCUCACCAGUAAAGAGACUUUAUGAACACCCUGUCUUAUAUAUAGAUGGUGCAAUUAAGUGUGGCACAAUUAAGCAGAUAGAAACCCUUCAAAUGCUUAUACCCAUUCAGUUUUUUUUUUUUGUUAAAUAUCCAGAAUAUUAUUCUUGUACCUUGAGCUCACAAAUAAGAUGUUCAAUAUAUGUUGCAGUGUACAAUGAAGUAGAAAAUGUGUUUGCUUUUGUGAAAUGAACAAUUGCAAACCGAAUCGAAGGAUGACUGAGUAUACGAAACGGACCAUAAUCAGCAUGAGAGUUCACCAGAAAAUAUGUCCUUUUUUUUUUUUUUACAGCAACGCAAGCACAAAUGUCCUCUGCGUAUUGGGCCAACAUGUGAUGCACUAUUUGUCUGUUUCAUCGAGUUCUCCUUUUUUUCUGGUCCACCUUUGGUGGUCCGUACCUGUGAUCUACGUAUUAUGAUGUCAAGUGUAUUCUGAAGACUUAAGUUAAGAAAAUAAUGCAUUGAUGUUAACGUCUACAAGUAGCAUGUUUGUUUAGAGUAUUAAGUGCCAAAGACUGACUUUGUUUCUGUGUUGCCAAAAGCAAGCCAAUAAAAUGUAAAAGGGGAUUUCUUUAUUUGUGGGACCUACUCCUGAUACUUCAGUAAGGAUUGUGAGAAAAGAAUAAUUACUACCCUAAUCAUAAUAAUAACCACUGUUGGGCAAAUUACAUAAAAAAAGGAAUUAGUUACUAGUAGUUAAGUUCCCAAACAACCAUAACUUAUUGACUCGCUAUUUAGCUUCCUGUGUGGUGGUAAUAGUGUGCAACAUAAGCAACUACAACUUCUUGACUAGCUAUUUAGCUUCCUGUGGGGUGGUAAUAGUGUGGAACCUGAGCAACCAGAACUUAUUGACUAGCUAGUUAUUUAGCUUCCUGUGUGGUGGUAAUAGUGUGGAACAUGAGCAACUACAACUUCUUGACUAGCUAUUUAGCUUCCUGUGAGGUGCUAAUAGUGUGGAACUGGAACAACCACAACUUAUUGACUAGCUAGUUAUUUAGUUUCCUGUGUGGUGGUAAUAGUGUGGAACUGGAACAACCACAACUUAUUGACUAGCUAGUUAUUUAGCUUCCUGUGUGGUGGUAAUAGUGUGGAACAUGAGCAACCGCAACUUCUUGACUAGCUAUUUAGCUUCCUGUGGGGUGGUAAUAGUGUGGAACCUGAGCAACCACAACUUAUUGACUAGCUAGUUAUUUAGCUUCCUGUGUGGUGGUAAUAGUGUGGAACAUGAGCAACUACAACUUCUUGACUAGCUAUUUAGCUUCCUGUGAGGUGCUAAUAGUGUGGAACUGGAACAACCACAACUUAUUGACUAGCUAGUUAUUUAGCUUCCUGUGAGGUGAUAAUAGUGUGGAACCUGAGCAACCAGAACUUAUUGACUAGCUAUUUAGCUUCCUGUGAGGUGGUAAUAGUGUGGAACUGGAACAGCCACAACUUAUUGACUAGCUAGUUAUUUAGCUUCCUGUGUGGUGGUAAUAGUGUGGAACAUGAGCAACCGCAACUUCACUCCGUUUCUGUCAGUUUUGUCAUUUUGUGAAGAUGAGUAACUUGAAUGUUUUGUCAGGUUCCUCUUGACCAUUGGACGAGGUGUCGGAUACUUCAAGAACCCACAUGGUAGAAACAUGGUUUUCUUCUUGAGGGACCAUGUGCUCUCAAAUUGUGGUGUCCAGUAUAUCUGCCUGGACAAUGCAACCAUUUGGUCUGUAGUGAGUGCCCUUAUGUUCUUGAAGAACUGGUGAUGGCUUCAGUUCUUUCUUCCCAACUUUGUCUUCUCACACCAACAUUUAACCAGUACCAGUUCCUCACCCAGGGAAUUGUUGUGCUCCGGGAGGACGGUUUGUGUUUCUUGAAGACCUUUUAAACAUGCCUUCAGGUGUGCAUUCUCUGUCUCCACCUUCAAACCUGGGUUAUGAUUCAAUUUGAUCAGACUGGAUUGCUCAGAAUCUUCACUUGUUCUUGAAAGUCUUUUGCCUGAGUCUCUAGCUCCAGUUCAACCAUGGGCUCCCCAAAGGCUCCCAAGAGACAGAACUUCUUCCGUCUGUUCCAGCUGACUUUGAAGAUCACAUAUUUUGUUCUCUGCCCGUCAAUGAAAGCAUUUCUGUGACCUCUAUCUUCUUCUUCUUCUGCAGCUGUUCUGAGAUCAUUAAUUUCUGUUUGGUUUUUGUCCCCCUGAGAUUCAAGGUGAUGCAAUUCAGCAACUAGUUUACCUUCGCUUUCCUAGAUGAUGUUGACGUGUCUUCCCAGGAACUUUUACCACUGCCAGCGGGUUUUCAUUUUGUUUUCCAAUCCUUGCCUACUCCCUGCUGCAACCACUGAACAUGGGUAGACAAAUUGCUUUAACCUCUACAGCAGGGGUCUCAAACUCAAUUUACU
Messenger RNA from Doryrhamphus excisus (bluestripe pipefish), 8598 nucleotides. RefSeq names its product suppressor of cancer cell invasion (gene scai). Gene Ontology annotation, biological process: DNA-templated transcription. The record is from RefSeq and is a predicted model, not a curated record. Lineage: Eukaryota; Metazoa; Chordata; Actinopteri; Syngnathiformes; Syngnathidae. Gene Ontology annotation, molecular function: transcription corepressor activity.